Messenger RNA from Amphiprion ocellaris (clown anemonefish), 2679 nucleotides. Its product is annotated as cytochrome P450 1B1-like. Bases 267 to 1841 code for a protein of 524 amino acids. The record is from RefSeq and is a predicted model, not a curated record. Lineage: Eukaryota; Metazoa; Chordata; Actinopteri; Pomacentridae. Gene Ontology annotation, molecular function: iron ion binding; monooxygenase activity; oxidoreductase activity, acting on paired donors, with incorporation or reduction of molecular oxygen. The transcript has a single exon.
AGUGGUCAUCUGAAGACGUGCUGCACCACCGCUAACCACUCAAUCUGAGCGAGCCCAUCUCACCGGCUUCUGAGGAGGAAGGGUGAGACAGCAUGUAAGCACUGCUUGGAGACCUUUUUUGGGCUGUUUUAAUUACAAUUCAGGAUUAGAGAAUAUACUUUGUAUUUUAAUAUUUUGAAGAAAAGAGGAAUUGGUGAAAUGGUUUCCAAUUUUAAGUGAAAGCUGCAUUACGUAUAGUCAAUUUUAGAAAAACUACAGACAACGCAAUGGCUCAAAUGGACGCAGAGUUUGGUGUGCAGGGCAGCAGCAUCAUCAGGGAAUGGAGUGGACAGGUCCAUCCUGCUCUGGUUGCCUCUUUUGUUUUCCUCGUCUGUCUGGAAGCCUGUCUGUGGGUCAGGAACCUCAGGCUCAAGAGGAGACUGCCGGGACCCUUUGCCUGGCCUGUGGUGGGCAACGCCAUGCAGCUGGGCCAGAUGCCUCACAUCACCUUCGCCAAGCUCGCCAAAAAAUAUGGCGAUGUGUAUCAGGUACGACUGGGCUGCAGCGAUAUCGUGGUUCUGAAUGGAGACAAGGCGAUACGUCAGGCCUUGAUACAGCACAGCACAGAGUUCGCAGGCAGACCAAACUUUGUGUCUUUUCAGAUUGUCUCAGGGGGGGAAAGCAUGACUUUCAUGAAUUACAGCAAACAGUGGAAGAUGCACAGGAAAAUUGCUCAAACAACAAUUAGAGCAUUCUCAUCUGCCAACAGCCAGACCAAAAAAGCUUUUGAGCAGCAAAUUGUGGCUGAAGCCAUGCAGCUUGUCGAGAUUUUCCUUAAAUUCAGUGCUCAGGGCAAGUAUUUCAACCCUGCUCAUGAGCUGACGGCAGCUGCUGCUAACGUGAUUUGUGCGUUGUGCUUUGGAAAGCGUUAUGGACAUGAUGACACCGAGUUCAGAGCCUUGUUACACAACGUGGAUCAGUUUGGACAGACGGUAGGGGCUGGCAGCUUGGUAGACGUGAUGCCAUGGCUUCAGUCUUUCCCCAAUCCAGUCCGUAGUGCCUUCAGGAACUUUAAACACUUGAAUGAAGAGUUCUUUCAGUUUGUCAAGAGCAAAGUGGAGGAGCACCGAGAGACCUUUGAUCAAGAGGUGACGAGGGACAUGAGUGAUGCUAUUAUUGGUGUCGUUAACAAUUCUGUCAGUGAACACCAGCUCACCAAAAGCUACACAGAGGCGACAGUGUCAGAUCUGCUCGGUGCAGGUUUGGAUACUGUCUCCACUUGUCUUCACUGGAUUGUCCUUUUGUUGGCCAAACACCCCGAAAUACAAACCAAACUCCAUGAGGUCAUUGACAAGGUGGUGGGGAGAAACAGGCUGCCAUCUAUCGAGGACAGAGUUCAUAUGGUUUACCUGGACGCCUUCAUCUACGAGGUCAUGCGCUUCACCAGCUUUGUCCCCGUCACCAUCCCUCACUCCACAACUUCGGAUGUAACUGUCGGUGGCCUCCACAUCCCCAAAGACACAGUGAUCUUCAUCAAUCAGUGGUCCGUCAAUCAUGACCCCCUGAUGUGGAAGGACCCACAUAUCUUUGACCCUUCACGCUUCUUGGAUGGUAACGGCUCCCUAGACAAGGAUCUCACCAACAAUGUUAUGAUCUUCUCAGCAGGGAAGAGAAGAUGUAUUGGGGACCAGAUUGCCAAAGUGGAGAUAUUUUUGUUCUUUGCAGUUCUGCUCCAUCAGUUCAGCAUUGAAAAAUGCCCAAAUGAGGACUUCUCUUUAAACUGCACUUAUGGUUUAACACUGAAGCCUUUAGAUUACAAGAUCACAGCCAAACUCAGGGGAGAAUUACUUAAAAGCCAGUAAAAGCUGUUACAGCAAUGCAAUUUAAGGUAUGUGUUCUGAAACAAGUAUUCAUUCCUUGUAUUACAGAUAUGUUUUUUGUAAUUAGCUUUAAAUUAACCAAAAAUGCAAAUAAUUAACUUUGUCACUUAGGCUGAGAUUAAAAAAACACUCUGGAAAUGGCAUUAGACAACAUGCAAGUUAUAAGUGAACUCAAGUCUCAAUUCUGAAAAGCUGUGACUUGGUAUGAAAAGCCUAAAUUUAGAAAAGGAUGUAAUGAAAACUUUGAUGUGAUUGCUUAAAAACCACAAUUCAUAAUAAAUCUUAAGUAUGUAUUGUUAUUUAUAUGAGGGUAUUUAGUGGGAGUCACACUAAAUUGCAAUAUAAACUGGCGGUGAUGAACAAAUUUCUGUCAAAGCCUUUUUGCUUUUUUCGCUGACAGGGAGGAAUCUUGCCCAAGCUGUGUGGUCUCAAGUGAACAAUUAUUCAGCCAGACACUCAUUUAUCUUUGUAUGUACUGAACUUUUUCAUGUUAGAGCUUCAGUGUGCAUGCCGUGUGCAUCAGUGUACUCUCAAAUCAUGCAUAACGCUGACGUAUUCUGAUAACAACCUAAUGUAACGUGUAAAAGCCACUAAUUUAACUGUCGGUUAUACUGUCUUCUUCUUUUAUUGCACAUAAUACAUCACUGUACAACAUGAUUUAAGCAUACCACAUUAUACCACAUUGUAUAAGUAAUGAGCUGUAGCCUAUACAGCAGGUCUGAUAAAUGAUGUUUUCAUAAUGAACAUAAUCCAACACAAUACAGUCUGUGUUCUCCAGUAUGAGUAAAGCUUUGAAUGUACAAUAAACAUUUUCUACUGA